Fopius arisanus is the source of this 2496-nucleotide messenger RNA. RefSeq names its product NGFI-A-binding protein homolog (gene nab). The transcript is spliced from 11 exons. NCBI's taxonomy places the organism in Eukaryota, Metazoa, Arthropoda, Insecta, Hymenoptera, Braconidae. The record is from RefSeq and is a predicted model, not a curated record. Gene Ontology annotation, cellular component: nucleus. Gene Ontology annotation, biological process: negative regulation of DNA-templated transcription. Gene Ontology annotation, molecular function: transcription factor binding; transcription coregulator activity. Bases 528 to 2270 code for a protein of 580 amino acids.
GAGGGGCAAAACUGGCGGGUACUGAACAAACUCCUCUCUGUGUGUCCGGAAAGUCCAAAACCGGCACACUGCCAUGACAAACAAUGUGUUGUACACUCUCGUUACGUACUUGUAUCGUUGACACGCGUGUUCGUUAUUAAUUCAUCAAUUGAUCCAUUCAAAUCGAUAGAGUCAUCAUUCCCCAUCGAUUUCACUAUUGCAACCCAUUUUUUAGUCCCUUUUUGAAUUUUUGCACGCCAUUAUUUUUCAGCAUCUUGCAUUUUUUAUAUUUGUUUUUUUUAUUCUUUCGCUGUAGCGGUUUUGUGUGUAGAAGAAAUUGUUUUGGGAAUUGUUUAGCGAAUUGUUUUGCGAAUUGUUUUGCUAAUCGUUUUGCGAAUUGUUUUGCGAAUUGUUUUGCGGAUUGUUUUGCGAAUUGUUUUGGAUUUUUUUUUUGGGGGGGGAGUAGAUUUGGAGUUUUGGAAUUUUGGGAUAUGAAAGGGUGAAUGGAGCGGUAUCGGGGCACGUGAUUAGGAUUGAGAUAGUGAAUAAUGGAGAAUCGCGUUGGUGUUGGUGGCGGUAUCACCGGUGCAAUUGAACCAACGAGAUGCGUCGGUACACCAUCACCGGUACCAACUCCAACAACAGCGGUAUCAACUGCUGUCACCACACCAUCAACUGUAACAACGGCUAUUACUGGUGUCAAUAAUGGAAUAAACAAUCAAAGUAAUGUUGUUGUGCUACCGAGUCCACCAGCACCGACUCACUCUCAAAGUAACGUGCCAAGGAUACUCAGCAGAAAUGUCAAUGGAACACUUGUGCAGACAUCAGUGCCGCAAAAUGAGGCUGAGCUGCAGCUGUACAGAGUUAUGCAGAGAGCAUCAUUAUUGGGCUACUAUGAUACCCUCCUCGAAAUGGGUGGAGAUGAUGUACAGCAGUUGUGCGAUGCUGGUGAGGAGGAAUUCUUGGAGAUAAUGGCACUCGUAGGGAUGGCGAGUAAACCCCUGCACGUGAGGAGACUACAAAAGGCUCUCCAAGAGUGGAUAACGAAUCCCUCUUUAUUUCAAACACCAGUUGUGCCAGGAAGUGGAUCGAGUAAAAAUUCAACGGCUUCGGUAACAACAUUCGCCUGCGCUAGCCCGAGACUUCAGAAUGCCAGUGUUUUUACUGGAUCAUCUUCAACGAGUCCCACAGCUCCAAUAUCAUUGACAACACAUGUACCAAUUACUCCGUUACCCUGUAGAAGUAUCAGCCCAGUGACACCAACGUCUGUUGUCACACCAACCCCUACCUCGACCUUUCGACAGAGUCCCAGCCCCAGUACCAAUAUCAUCACGUACUCUGGGGUUCACAGUCCGGACGUACUCCAGGUUGGCACUUGCGAAUCGUCAUGUGGCAGUGGUACAACAUCCAGUCCAGGUGGUGGUGGUGGCAGUUUAAAUGCACCACCAAGUCCAACCCAAGGAACCCCUACACUACUUUCAUCUCAAGUACAGAGACUUGCUGAAGCUGCUGAACGUCUUGCUAGUAGUCUUCGUCCGCUCGAUCCAAAGCCCCACAACAUCAAGAAGAAAAUCUGCAAGAAUCUCGAGCUGGUGAUGACUAUGCCAGACACUGACCCCAGGAGAAUGGAGGAAAUAAGAAAAUAUGCGGCUAUUUAUGGACGAUUUGACUGCAAACGAAAACCUGAAAAACCGUUGACGUUGCAUGAAGUAUCAGUUAACGAAGCGGCAGCUCAAAUCUGUCGAUUUGUCCCAGCCUUAUUAACGAGAAGAGAUGAACUCUUUCCACUUGCUAGACGAGUUGUCAGAGACUCAGGCUAUCACUACUCGAAAAAUCAAUUUUUAUCUAUGACGAGAUGCCGUGAUAAUGGCGAUGACUCGGAAAAUGAAAGGGUAAAGAGACGACAUUUGGAUCAUGAUCCAGAGGGUGAAGACACGUCCCAGACUGAGUUGGACCUUCGGUGUACCGGAAUGGAUGUCAAUAUUUCGAGUAUGAGGAGUCAUGGAUCGUCGAGUCCAGUCUGGCGAAAGAAGAAUAACAACGGUGUAUUUGGCACGAGCCUCGAGGGAAUCAGUGAUACCGAUAGCCAAUUUUCGUUUUCCAAUGAAGAAUCAUCCUCGAUUCAUGAUCCAAAUGACCUAGAGGCUGACAAUACGGAUAAAGAAAGUGAUUUCAACUUGAAGGUUAUUGCCUCUCGAGGUGACAAUAUAAUUGCUGUGGCAAAUCCCGCAUUAAUGGAGUGCAAUCAUCCGAUUAAAAAGGAACCUGAAGAUGAAAAGUCGACGCUGUGAUAAUACGUUAGUGUAAAAUCGUUAAAUCUCCGAGAAAAAUUCAAUAGAAAAAUAACAAAUACGCAUUACAUUGUCUUAUUUCUUUUUUAAAAAAUGAUGAUUCUUAUUUCCAUUAUUAUAGCAGUUAUCAGUGUGAUUAUACUUGUAGCCUCAGUUGCACUUCUUUUACAAAUACUGUAUAAAUGAAUUGACUAUGAACAAACAGUAAAUGAAUAAUGGAAACGAA